Molecule: messenger RNA, 1176 nt
Organism: Dentiscutata heterogama
Lineage: Eukaryota; Fungi; Glomeromycota; Glomeromycetes; Diversisporales; Gigasporaceae
Source: the annotation of a GenBank genome assembly
AUGGCAUAUGAAGUAUGCUCAAUGUUAAAAGGUAUUGCUGAAGAUCAAAAUAUAACUGUAGUAGCAGUCAUUCAUUCACCAUCCGAUAGAAUCUUUGAAAUGUUUGACGAGGUUUUAGUCUUAAAUAAGAAAGGAGAAUUGGAAAUUCUUGGAGAUACAAAUUCAAUAAUAAAUGAUUUCGAUCAAAAUUCAAGAGGUUGCAUUAAUUAUAGUCCUGCAGAAUAUAUAAUGAUGAAAGCAUCUAGAGGUGAUUCUGAAAUUUUACGGAAUGAGCCCACAAGACGAGAUAAAUUCAUUUAUGCGUUGAAGGAUUGUGGCGCAUAUAUCAUUGAUGUUUAUAGGAGACCAUUUCAAUUUUUAUUUGAUCAACUACUUCAUCUCUUCUGUGGAGUUUUUGUUUCGUUGGCAAUUUCUAAUUCUGAAUACAUUGGAAAACCACCAAUACAAGUCUGUAAAUUUACUCCAUAUAUUAUGAUGAACUCUUGUACUGACUCUUAUGAUUUUAUCCAAAAUGUUGGAAUAUUCGUGUCACUUGGCGUUACAUUUGCAGGGAUUAGCGCUGGGUGUUCCACAUUCGGCUACGAAAUAAUUGUUUAUUGGCGUGAUGCCUCGGCUGGAAUGAGCGCAAUUCCAUACUUCUUGGCCAAAACUGUUGCUGAUAUUCCUCGAAUAUUUAUCGCGGCUCUUAUGUUUUCAUUAUCACUUAUCAUAUUUUACCCGCUUCAAGCUAAAUUUACCGACAUAUAUGGUAUCGUUCUUUUCACUUACAUUUCUGCAUGGAUGAUGGGUUAUUUUAUAUCAAUUGUGGUUUCAAAAGAACAGUUUGGAUUGGUUAGUACAGGAUUUGCACUUGCUUGGGGAUUAGUCUUUAGCGGUGGAUCUCCUCGGUUACAAGUUGUUGAAAACAACAAUGGCUAUAAACCUUUGAGAUGGCUAUGGGAUAUUUCAGCACCACGUUGGACUGUUGAGGCGUUAUACUUAAAAGAAUUAGAACCUAGAAUGUGGCAAGAAAUUAAUACUGAGAAAUUGAGAUAUCCAUAUAGUUUUAAUGAGUAUUCUGCAUGUUUGAAUUAUAUUUUGCGCAUCGCAGUUGGAUGGGCUGUACUCGCAUUUCUUGCUUUAAAAUUAACAAAUAGAGAUAAGCAAAAGCAGAAUUUUAACAUGAACCGAGUUUAA